GUUUUGCUUCAGGUCGUUGCUGAUCACAAGAAGAUCUUUUGGGACGUUUGUGUGAAAGCUCCAGGUGGAGAAGACGACUCUUCUCAUUUCAGAGAUAGUCUUCUCUAUAAGAGGCUUACUUCAGGAGACAUUGUUUGGGAGAAAGUGAUCAAUAUUAGAGGUCAUCAUGUGAGACCAUACAUUGUUGGAGAUUGGUGUUACCCUCUUCUCUCAUUCCUGAUGACUCCCUUUUCACCAAAUGGCUCUGGUUCGCCGCCGGAGAAUCUAUUCGACGGAAUGUUGAUGAAAGGAAGGUCAGUUGUGGUGGAAGCUAUUGGAUUGCUCAAGGCUAGAUGGAAGAUUCUUCAAAGUUUGAAUGUUGGAGUGAACCAUGCUCCUCAGACUAUUGUGGCUUGUUGUGUGUUGCAUAAUCUUUGUCAGAUUGCUAGAGAACCUGAGCCGGAGAUUUGGAAGGAUCCGGAUGAAGCUGGAACGCCUGCAAGAGUAUUGGAGAGUGAGAGGCAGUUUUACUACUACGGGGAGAGUUUGAGGCAAGCAUUGGCAGAAGAUUUGCACCAGAGACUCUCUUCGAGGUAAAGACAUGAGAACAGAUCUUGGUCAACAAUUGGAACUUUCUAUCUUUGUUAUCAUGUAAGAAGCAGGUGCUUUCAAGUGUUUAGAUAGCAGCCAUUGUAGAUUCAAUCCUCUUGAAAAGAAAGUUUGAGGAUUCAGAAAAUGUUAAAAAGCUGACUUUGUUGCUUAGCCAUCCCAACUGUCAGUUUUGUAACUUAGGAAUGGGUUUAUGGUUUGUUCUGUAACACAUUGAGAAUUAAAUGUAUGACUUCUAUUGAUAUGGAUUAUGGAAUCUUGGGAAGUAA
This is a messenger RNA of Arabidopsis lyrata subsp. lyrata, 857 nucleotides long. RefSeq lists its product as uncharacterized. Bases 220 to 576 code for a protein of 118 amino acids. The transcript has a single exon. The record is from RefSeq and is a predicted model, not a curated record. NCBI's taxonomy places the organism in Eukaryota, Viridiplantae, Streptophyta, Magnoliopsida, Brassicales, Brassicaceae.